Ichthyophthirius multifiliis is the source of this 459-nucleotide messenger RNA. RefSeq lists its product as hypothetical. Gene Ontology annotation, molecular function: RNA binding. The record is from RefSeq and is a predicted model, not a curated record. NCBI's taxonomy places the organism in Eukaryota, Ciliophora, Oligohymenophorea, Hymenostomatida. The transcript has 5 exons.
AUGAGUUUAUUUAUAGGAAAUAUAAGCAGAAAUGUUGAUUAAAAAACAAUUGAAAAUGUUUUUAAUUCCUAUGGUCCUUGUAAAAUAGAAUUUAGACAUAGAUAUGCAUUUGUUUAAUAUGCAAAAGAUAAAGAUGGUGAAGCAGCAAAAAACGAUUUAAAUAAUAAAGAAUUUGGGGGUUUAAAAUUAAAUGUCGAAUGGUCAAAAAAAUCUGGAAGAUUCGAUGAAAAUCAUUCAGUUAAUAAAUCAAGAAGAUCAAAUUCAUGGAAACAAAGAAGAGAUUCCCCAAUGUAUAGAAGAUCAGCAUCUCUUUCAAUACAUUCAGAUGAUUGUCCACGUGACAAAAUUCUCAAGUUAAAAUUAAAAGAAUAAAAAUAAAACAAACAAUCUAAAAAAGAUAAAGAUAGCAAAAAACAUUCAAAAAAAGAUAACCAUAGAAAUGAUGAUAAUUAUAUUUGA